AUUUUGGACGAUGUAGAAAAACUACCGAAAUUAUGGAUGAUGAAGUGUUUGGCAUAAUACCAUACGUAGCGCCUGAAGUCCUGCAAACUAAAAAGUACAUUACUGCCAGCGACAUUUACUCCUUUAGAAUGAUAAUGUGGGAAAUUUAG
Molecule: messenger RNA, 149 nt
Organism: Ambispora leptoticha
Lineage: Eukaryota; Fungi; Glomeromycota; Glomeromycetes; Archaeosporales; Ambisporaceae
Source: the annotation of a GenBank genome assembly